CACAGACAGACGUCCCGAGAAAAGGGCUGGUUCUAGUCGGCAGGUCCGGACACGAAAAAGAACAACUCACCUGCCGACCUCUCAAGCCAGGUGAGCAGGUGGUUUGAUCGAACGACUUCGCAGACGACAUUUGGAGACCCAGGAUCGAACCUUUGUUGUCAAGGUCAACUCGUCCUUCAGCAGCAAGAAAAAUAUCAUGGCGUCCACCGACUUGUAAACACCUGAUUGUCGUCGCCGACGGGAAGAACAUUUGAAAACUGCCAGACUUUUUCGUCCAAGUUGUUGUACAGUGUACACCCUUACUCGACUGCUUUCUACAAGUAUGCGCUACGCCUAUUUCUGGUAAGGGUUCCAAGCAUAGACUAGCACUGUGCCCAAAACUUUUAAAAACUGGAAUAGUCAGGAUUCUUAUACUACAUUUUCAACUCGGUCUCUGUCUGGAGAACACUGUCGUGGUGAACAAUGGACUUGUCAACAAUCCCGACGCUGAGACAUUCCAUCGAGAACAUCCUCGGGCGGCCGCCGGCGGUUCCUCGGUGGCAGGAGCGACCUGACGCCGAGGGGCGGGACUCCUGUUCCCCGGUGGGGCCCAUCGACUACAGCCUGCACGCUCUCACCUCGCAAGACCACAGUAGUGGUCAUAAAGAGCAGGACUCGGUAGAUUUCUCAGAUACAACAGGGCAGUUCUUCACCAGUGAUGACGUCAGGUCUCCCGGCGGCGAUGACGUCACCGACGUCGACGUUCCCGACGGUGACGUCACGGAUGACGUGUAUGACGUAGGCGGCGACAGCGCGUCGGAGACGGGGCGGGAGUCGGUGUGCAGCGGAGGCGGGACGGAUGUCUCGAUUUCAGAAGAAGGACCCGAGAGGAGGGUUAAGCGCAUGCGCAGGGUGAGGACGACGUUCUCUGCGGAACAGCUGAAGGCGUUAGAGGACGUGUUCAAGGUCACGCAUUACCCGGAUGUACACACACGGGAACAGCUGGCCAGGAAAACCAAGCUGCCGGAGGCCAGAGUUCAGAUCUGGUUCCAGAACAGACGAGCGAAGUGGCGGAAGUACGAGAAGCUGACGAACUUCGGCGGGCUGGGGUUUCUCCAGAACACCGACAUGGCCAUGGUGCCUGCGCCUCAUACUGCGGCUAUUACACGGGUGGAUCCUAAGGACAAGACCAAAGAGCGGACGCGUGCGCUCCAGCCGGGAAGCCCCGCCAUCAGCCCCGUCCUACCCACAAUCCACAGCGUCACGGUGCCCACCACGCUGUACACGUCACCGAUCCCGUCAUGCACCAUCGUGCCGCUCGGCUUCCCUCCUCCGACGACUCCCGACUCCGAGACUCGGAGAUGUUCGUCCAUCGCCGCUCUCCGAAUGAAGGCGAAGGAGUACGAGGCGGCUCUGGGGAUGCAGUUCAUGUACAACAAACAAUGAUCGUGAGAAACAGGAACAAUGAUAUUGAUAAAAUAAAGCAUUA
Branchiostoma belcheri (Belcher's lancelet) is the source of this 1468-nucleotide messenger RNA. Its product is annotated as retina and anterior neural fold homeobox protein 2-like. The coding region runs from base 463 to 1425 and encodes 320 amino acids. The record is from RefSeq and is a predicted model, not a curated record. Lineage: Eukaryota; Metazoa; Chordata; Leptocardii; Amphioxiformes; Branchiostomatidae. Gene Ontology annotation, molecular function: RNA polymerase II transcription regulatory region sequence-specific DNA binding; DNA-binding transcription factor activity, RNA polymerase II-specific. Gene Ontology annotation, biological process: regulation of transcription by RNA polymerase II. The transcript is spliced from 5 exons.